AUGGGCGUUGGGAGUGGGAGUGCAUGUGAUGGCGGCGCGUGUGCUGCGACUGGCCGAUGUGGACAUGACGCACAUGUGGGUCAGCUGGCAUGCUCAGGUGAGGCACAUGUGGGUCAGCUGGCAUGCUCAGGUGAGGCACAUGUGGGUCAGCUGGCAUGCUCAGGUGAGGCACAUGUGGGUCAGCUGGCAUGCUCAGGUGAGGCACAUGUGGGUCAGCUGGCAUGCUCAGGUGAGGCACAUGUGGGUCAGCUGGCAUGCUCAUGUGAGGCACAUGUGGGUCAGCUGGCAUGCUCAGGUGAGGCACAUGUGGGUCAGCUGGCAUGCUCAGGUGAGGCACAUGUGGGUCAGCUGGCAUGCUCAGGUGAGGCACAUGUGGGUCAGCUGGCAUGCUCAGGUGAGGCACAUGUGGGUCAGCUGGCAUGCUCAGGUGACGCACAUGUGGGUCAGCUGGCAUGCUCAGGUGAGGCACAUGUGGGUCAGCUGGCAUGCUCAGGUGAGGCACAUGUGGGUCAGCUGGCAUGCUCAGGUGAGGCACAUGUGGGUCAGCUGGCAUGCUCAGGUGAGGCACAUGUGGGUCAGCUGGCAUGCUCAGGUGAGGCACAUGUGGGUCAGCUGGCAUGCUCAGGUGAGGCACAUGUGGGUCAGCUGGCAUGCUCAGGUGAGGCACAUGUGGGUCAGCUGGCAUGCUCAGGUGAGGCACAUGUGGGUCAGCUGGCAUGCUCAGGUGAGGCACAUGUGGGUCAGCUGGCAUGCUCAGGUGAGGCACAUGUGGGUCAGCUGGCAUGCUCAGGUGAGGCACAUGUGGGUCAGCUGGCAUGCUCAGGUGAGGCACAUGUGGGUCAGCUGGCAUGCUCAGGUGAGGCACAUGUGGGUCAGCUGGCAUGCUCAGGUGAGGCACAUGUGGGUCAGCUGGCAUGCUCAGGUGAGGCACAUGUGGGUCAGCUGGCAUGCUCAGGUGAGGCACAUGUGGGUCAGCUGGCAUGCUCAGGUGAGGCACAUGUGGGUCAGCUGGCAUGCUCAGGUGAGGCACAUGUGGGUCAGCUGGCAUGCUCAGGUGAGGCACAUGUGGGUCAGCUGGCAUGCUCAGGUGAGGCGCAUGUGGGUCAGCUGGCAUGCUCAGGUGAGGCGCAUGUGGGUCAGCUGGCAUGCUCAGGUGAGGCGCAUGUGGGUCAGCUGGCAUGCUCAGGUGAGGCGCAUGUGGGUCAGCUGGCAUGCUCAGGUGAGGCGCAUGUGGGUCAGCUGGCAUGCUCAGGUGAGGCACAUGUGGGUCAGCUGGCAUGCUCAGGUGAGGCACAUGUGGGUCAGCUGGCAUGCUCAGGUGAGGCACAUGUGGGUCAGCUGGCAUGCUCAGGUGAGGCACAUGUGGGUCAGCUGGCAUGCUCAGGUGAGGCACAUGUGGGUCAGCUGGCAUGCUCAGGUGAGGCACAUGUGGGUCAGCUGGCAUGCUCAGGUGAGGCACAUGUGGGUCAGCUGGCAUGCUCAGGUGAGGCACAUGUGGGUCAGCUGGCAUGCUCAGGUGAGGCACAUGUGGGUCAGCUGGCAUGCUCAGGUGAGGCACAUGUGGGUCAGCUGGCAUGCUCAGGUGAGGCACAUGUGGGUCAGCUGGCAUGCUCAGGUGAGGCACAUGUGGGUCAGCUGGCAUGCUCAGGUGAGACACAUGUGGGUCAGCUGGCAUGCUCAGGUGAGGCACAUGUGGGUCAGCUGGCAUGCUCAGGUGAGGCACAUGUGGGUCAGCUGGCAUGCUCAGGUGAGGCACAUGUGGGUCAGCUGGCAUGCUCAGGUGAGGCACAUGUGGGUCAGCUGGCAUGCUCAGGUGAGGCACAUGUGGGUCAGCUGGCAUGCUCAGGUGAGGCACAUGUGGGUCAGCUGGCAUGCUCAGGUGAGGCACAUGUGGGUCAGCUGGCAUGCUCAGGUGAGGCACAUGUGGGUCAGCUGGCAUGCUCAGGUGAGGCACAUGUGGGUCAGCUGGCAUGCUCAGGUGAGGCACAUGUGGGUCAGCUGGCAUGCUCAGGUGAGGCACAUGUGGGUCAGCUGGCAUGCUCAGGUGAGGCACAUGUGGGUCAGCUGGCAUGCUCAGGUGAGGCACAUGUGGGUCAGCUGGCAUGCUCAGGUGAGGCACAUGUGGGUCAGCUGGCAUGCUCAGGUGAGGCACAUGUGGGUCAGCUGGCAUGCUCAGGUGAGGCACAUGUGGGUCAGCUGGCAUGCUCAGGUGAGGCACAUGUGGGUCAGCUGGCAUGCUCAGGUGAGGCACAUGUGGGUCAGCUGGCAUGCUCAGGUGAGGCACAUGUGGGUCAGCUGGCAUGCUCAGGUGAGGCACAUGUGGGUCAGCUGGCAUGCUCAGGUGAGGCACAUGUGGGUCAGCUGGCAUGCUCAGGUGAGGCACAUGUGGGUCAGCUGGCAUGCUCAGGUGAGGCACAUGUGGGUCAGCUGGCAUGCUCAGGUGAGGCACAUGUGGGUCAGCUGGCAUGCUCAGGUGAGGCACAUGUGGGUCAGCUGGCAUGCUCAGGUGAGGCACAUGUGGGUCAGCUGGCAUGCUCAGGUGAGGCACAUGUGGGUCAGCUGGCAUGCUCAGGUGAGGCACAUGUGGGUCAGCUGGCAUGCUCAGGUGAGGCACAUGUGGGUCAGCUGGCAUGCUCAGGUGAGGCACAUGUGGGUCAGCUGGCAUGCUCAGGUGAGGCGCAUGUGGGUCAGCUGGCAUGCUCAGGUGAGGCGCAUGUGGGUCAGCUGGCAUGCUCAGGUGAGGCGCAUGUGGGUCAGCUGGCAUGCUCAGGUGAGGCGCAUGUGGGUCAGCUGGCAUGCUCAGGUGAGGCACAUGUGGGUCAGCUGGCAUGCUCAGGUGAGGCGCAUGUGGGUCAGCUGGCAUGCUCAGGUGAGGCACAUGUGGGUCAGCUGGCAUGCUCAGGUGAGGCACAUGUGGGUCAGCUGGCAUGCUCAGGUGAGGCACAUGUGGGUCAGCUGGCAUGCUCAGGUGAGGCACAUGUGGGUCAGCUGGCAUGCUCAGGUGAGGCACAUGUGGGUCAGCUGGCAUGCUCAGGUGAGGCACAUGUGGGUCAGCUGGCAUGCUCAGGUGAGGCACAUGUGGGUCAGCUGGCAUGCUCAGGUGAGGCACAUGUGGGUCAGCUGGCAUGCUCAGGUGAGGCACAUGUGGGUCAGCUGGCAUGCUCAGGUGAGGCACAUGUGGGUCAGCUGGCAUGCUCAGGUGAGGCACAUGUGGGUCAGCUGGCAUGCUCAGGUGAGGCACAUGUGGGUCAGCUGGCAUGCUCAGGUGAGGCACAUGUGGGUCAGCUGGCAUGCUCAGGUGAGGCACAUGUGGGUCAGCUGGCAUGCUCAGGUGAGGCACAUGUGGGUCAGCUGGCAUGCUCAGGUGAGGCACAUGUGGGUCAGCUGGCAUGCUCAGGUGAGGCACAUGUGGGUCAGCUGGCAUGCUCAGGUGAGGCACAUGUGGGUCAGCUGGCAUGCUCAGGUGAGGCACAUGUGGGUCAGCUGGCAUGCUCAGGUGAGGCACAUGUGGGUCAGCUGGCAUGCUCAGGUGAGGCACAUGUGGGUCAGCUGGCAUGCUCAGGUGAGGCACAUGUGGGUCAGCUGGCAUGCUCAGGUGAGGCACAUGUGGGUCAGCUGGCAUGCUCAGGUGAGGCACAUGUGGGUCAGCUGGCAUGCUCAGGUGAGGCACAUGUGGGUCAGCUGGCAUGCUCAGGUGAGGCACAUGUGGGUCAGCUGGCAUGCUCAGGUGAGGCACAUGUGGGUCAGCUGGCAUGCUCAGGUGAGGCACAUGUGGGUCAGCUGGCAUGCUCAGGUGAGGCACAUGUGGGUCAGCUGGCAUGCUCAGGUGAGGCACAUGUGGGUCAGCUGGCAUGCUCAGGUGAGGCACAUGUGGGUCAGCUGGCAUGCUCAGGUGAGGCACAUGUGGGUCAGCUGGCAUGCUCAGGUGAGGCACAUGUGGGUCAGCUGGCAUGCUCAGGUGAGGCACAUGUGGGUCAGCUGGCAUGCUCAGGUGAGGCACAUGUGGGUCAGCUGGCAUGCUCAGGUGAGGCACAUGUGGGUCAGCUGGCAUGCUCAGGUGAGGCACAUGUGGGUCAGCUGGCAUGCUCAGGUGAGGCACAUGUGGGUCAGCUGGCAUGCUCAGGUGAGGCACAUGUGGGUCAGCUGGCAUGCUCAGGUGAGGCACAUGUGGGUCAGCUGGCAUGCUCAGGUGAGGCACAUGUGGGUCAGCUGGCAUGCUCAGGUGAGGCACAUGUGGGUCAGCUGGCAUGCUCAGGUGAGGCACAUGUGGGUCAGCUGGCAUGCUCAGGUGAGGCACAUGUGGGUCAGCUGGCAUGCUCAGGUGAGGCACAUGUGGGUCAGCUGGCAUGCUCAGGUGAGGCACAUGUGGGUCAGCUGGCAUGCUCAGGUGAGGCACAUGUGGGUCAGCUGGCAUGCUCAGGUGAGGCACAUGUGGGUCAGCUGGCAUGCUCAGGUGAGGCACAUGUGGGUCAGCUGGCAUGCUCAGGUGAGGCACAUGUGGGUCAGCUGGCAUGCUCAGGUGAGGCACAUGUGGGUCAGCUGGCAUGCUCAGGUGAGGCACAUGUGGGUCAGCUGGCAUGCUCAGGUGAGGCACAUGUGGGUCAGCUGGCAUGCUCAGGUGAGGCACAUGUGGGUCAGCUGGCAUGCUCAGGUGAGGCACAUGUGGGUCAGCUGGCAUGCUCAGGUGAGGCACAUGUGGGUCAGCUGGCAUGCUCAGGUGAGGCACAUGUGGGUCAGCUGGCAUGCUCAGGUGAGGCACAUGUGGGUCAGCUGGCAUGCUCAGGUGAGGCACAUGUGGGUCAGCUGGCAUGCUCAGGUGAGGCACAUGUGGGUCAGCUGGCAUGCUCAGGUGAGGCACAUGUGGGUCAGCUGGCAUGCUCAGGUGAGGCACAUGUGGGUCAGCUGGCAUGCUCAGGUGAGGCACAUGUGGGUCAGCUGGCAUGCUCAGGUGAGGCACAUGUGGGUCAGCUGGCAUGCUCAGGUGAGGCACAUGUGGGUCAGCUGGCAUGCUCAGGUGAGGCACAUGUGGGUCAGCUGGCAUGCUCAGGUGAGGCACAUGUGGGUCAGCUGGCAUGCUCAGGUGAGGCACAUGUGGGUCAGCUGGCAUGCUCAGGUGAGGCACAUGUGGGUCAGCUGGCAUGCUCAGGUGAGGCACAUGUGGGUCAGCUGGCAUGCUCAGGUGAGGCACAUGUGGGUCAGCUGGCAUGCUCAGGUGAGGCACAUGUGGGUCAGCUGGCAUGCUCAGGUGAGGCACAUGUGGGUCAGCUGGCAUGCUCAGGUGAGGCACAUGUGGGUCAGCUGGCAUGCUCAGGUGAGGCACAUGUGGGUCAGCUGGCAUGCUCAGGUGAGGCACAUGUGGGUCAGCUGGCAUGCUCAGGUGAGGCACAUGUGGGUCAGCUGGCAUGCUCAGGUGAGGCACAUGUGGGUCAGCUGGCAUGCUCAGGUGAGGCACAUGUGGGUCAGCUGGCAUGCUCAGGUGAGGCACAUGUGGGUCAGCUGGCAUGCUCAGGUGAGGCACAUGUGGGUCAGCUGGCAUGCUCAGGUGAGGCACAUGUGGGUCAGCUGGCAUGCUCAGGUGAGGCACAUGUGGGUCAGCUGGCAUGCUCAGGUGAGGCACAUGUGGGUCAGCUGGCAUGCUCAGGUGAGGCACAUGUGGGUCAGCUGGCAUGCUCAGGUGAGGCACAUGUGGGUCAGCUGGCAUGCUCAGGUGAGGCACAUGUGGGUCAGCUGGCAUGCUCAGGUGAGGCACAUGUGGGUCAGCUGGCAUGCUCAGGUGAGGCACAUGUGGGUCAGCUGGCAUGCUCAGGUGAGGCACAUGUGGGUCAGCUGGCAUGCUCAGGUGAGGCACAUGUGGGUCAGCUGGCAUGCUCAGGUGAGGCACAUGUGGGUCAGCUGGCAUGCUCAGGUGAGGCACAUGUGGGUCAGCUGGCAUGCUCAGGUGAGGCACAUGUGGGUCAGCUGGCAUGCUCAGGUGAGGCACAUGUGGGUCAGCUGGCAUGCUCAGGUGAGGCACAUGUGGGUCAGCUGGCAUGCUCAGGUGAGGCACAUGUGGGUCAGCUGGCAUGCUCAGGUGAGGCACAUGUGGGUCAGCUGGCAUGCUCAGGUGAGGCACAUGUGGGUCAGCUGGCAUGCUCAGGUGAGGCACAUGUGGGUCAGCUGGCAUGCUCAGGUGAGGCACAUGUGGGUCAGCUGGCAUGCUCAGGUGAGGCACAUGUGGGUCAGCUGGCAUGCUCAGGUGAGGCACAUGUGGGUCAGCUGGCAUGCUCAGGUGAGGCACAUGUGGGUCAGCUGGCAUGCUCAGGUGAGGCACAUGUGGGUCAGCUGGCAUGCUCAGGUGAGGCACAUGUGGGUCAGCUGGCAUGCUCAGGUGAGGCACAUGUGGGUCAGCUGGCAUGCUCAGGUGAGGCACAUGUGGGUCAGCUGGCAUGCUCAGGUGAGGCACAUGUGGGUCAGCUGGCAUGCUCAGGUGAGGCACAUGUGGGUCAGCUGGCAUGCUCAGGUGAGGCACAUGUGGGUCAGCUGGCAUGCUCAGGUGAGGCACAUGUGGGUCAGCUGGCAUGCUCAGGUGAGGCACAUGUGGGUCAGCUGGCAUGCUCAGGUGAGGCACAUGUGGGUCAGCUGGCAUGCUCAGGUGAGGCACAUGUGGGUCAGCUGGCAUGCUCAGGUGAGGCACAUGUGGGUCAGCUGGCAUGCUCAGGUGAGGCACAUGUGGGUCAGCUGGCAUGCUCAGGUGAGGCACAUGUGGGUCAGCUGGCAUGCUCAGGUGAGGCACAUGUGGGUCAGCUGGCAUGCUCAGGUGAGGCACAUGUGGGUCAGCUGGCAUGCUCAGGUGAGGCACAUGUGGGUCAGCUGGCAUGCUCAGGUGAGGCACAUGUGGGUCAGCUGGCAUGCUCAGGUGAGGCACAUGUGGGUCAGCUGGCAUGCUCAGGUGAGGCACAUGUGGGUCAGCUGGCAUGCUCAGGUGAGGCACAUGUGGGUCAGCUGGCAUGCUCAGGUGAGGCACAUGUGGGUCAGCUGGCAUGCUCAGGUGAGGCACAUGUGGGUCAGCUGGCAUGCUCAGGUGAGGCACAUGUGGGUCAGCUGGCAUGCUCAGGUGAGGCACAUGUGGGUCAGCUGGCAUGCUCAGGUGAGGCACAUGUGGGUCAGCUGGCAUGCUCAGGUGAGGCACAUGUGGGUCAGCUGGCAUGCUCAGGUGAGGCACAUGUGGGUCAGCUGGCAUGCUCAGGUGAGGCACAUGUGGGUCAGCUGGCAUGCUCAGGUGAGGCACAUGUGGGUCAGCUGGCAUGCUCAGGUGAGGCACAUGUGGGUCAGCUGGCAUGCUCAGGUGAGGCACAUGUGGGUCAGCUGGCAUGCUCAGGUGAGGCACAUGUGGGUCAGCUGGCAUGCUCAGGUGAGGCACAUGUGGGUCAGCUGGCAUGCUCAGGUGAGGCACAUGUGGGUCAGCUGGCAUGCUCAGGUGAGGCACAUGUGGGUCAGCUGGCAUGCUCAGGUGAGGCACAUGUGGGUCAGCUGGCAUGCUCAGGUGAGGCACAUGUGGGUCAGCUGGCAUGCUCAGGUGAGGCACAUGUGGGUCAGCUGGCAUGCUCAGGUGAGGCACAUGUGGGUCAGCUGGCAUGCUCAGGUGAGGCACAUGUGGGUCAGCUGGCAUGCUCAGGUGAGGCACAUGUGGGUCAGCUGGCAUGCUCAGGUGAGGCACAUGUGGGUCAGCUGGCAUGCUCAGGUGAGGCACAUGUGGGUCAGCUGGCAUGCUCAGGUGAGGCACAUGUGGGUCAGCUGGCAUGCUCAGGUGAGGCACAUGUGGGUCAGCUGGCAUGCUCAGGUGAGGCACAUGUGGGUCAGCUGGCAUGCUCAGGUGAGGCACAUGUGGGUCAGCUGGCAUGCUCAGGUGAGGCACAUGUGGGUCAGCUGGCAUGCUCAGGUGAGGCACAUGUGGGUCAGCUGGCAUGCUCAGGUGAGGCACAUGUGGGUCAGCUGGCAUGCUCAGGUGAGGCACAUGUGGGUCAGCUGGCAUGCUCAGGUGAGGCACAUGUGGGUCAGCUGGCAUGCUCAGGUGAGGCACAUGUGGGUCAGCUGGCAUGCUCAGGUGAGGCACAUGUGGGUCAGCUGGCAUGCUCAGGUGAGGCACAUGUGGGUCAGCUGGCAUGCUCAGGUGAGGCACAUGUGGGUCAGCUGGCAUGCUCAGGUGAGGCACAUGUGGGUCAGCUGGCAUGCUCAGGUGAGGCACAUGUGGGUCAGCUGGCAUGCUCAGGUGAGGCACAUGUGGGUCAGCUGGCAUGCUCAGGUGAGGCACAUGUGGGUCAGCUGGCAUGCUCAGGUGAGGCACAUGUGGGUCAGCUGGCAUGCUCAGGUGAGGCACAUGUGGGUCAGCUGGCAUGCUCAGGUGAGGCACAUGUGGGUCAGCUGGCAUGCUCAGGUGAGGCACAUGUGGGUCAGCUGGCAUGCUCAGGUGAGGCACAUGUGGGUCAGCUGGCAUGCUCAGGUGAGGCACAUGUGGGUCAGCUGGCAUGCUCAGGUGAGGCACAUGUGGGUCAGCUGGCAUGCUCAGGUGAGGCACAUGUGGGUCAGCUGGCAUGCUCAGGUGAGGCACAUGUGGGUCAGCUGGCAUGCUCAGGUGAGGCACAUGUGGGUCAGCUGGCAUGCUCAGGUGAGGCACAUGUGGGUCAGCUGGCAUGCUCAGGUGAGGCACAUGUGGGUCAGCUGGCAUGCUCAGGUGAGGCACAUGUGGGUCAGCUGGCAUGCUCAGGUGAGGCACAUGUGGGUCAGCUGGCAUGCUCAGGUGAGGCACAUGUGGGUCAGCUGGCAUGCUCAGGUGAGGCACAUGUGGGUCAGCUGGCAUGCUCAGGUGAGGCACAUGUGGGUCAGCUGGCAUGCUCAGGUGAGGCACAUGUGGGUCAGCUGGCAUGCUCAGGUGAGGCACAUGUGGGUCAGCUGGCAUGCUCAGGUGAGGCACAUGUGGGUCAGCUGGCAUGCUCAGGUGAGGCACAUGUGGGUCAGCUGGCAUGCUCAGGUGAGGCACAUGUGGGUCAGCUGGCAUGCUCAGGUGAGGCACAUGUGGGUCAGCUGGCAUGCUCAGGUGAGGCACAUGUGGGUCAGCUGGCAUGCUCAGGUGAGGCACAUGUGGGUCAGCUGGCAUGCUCAGGUGAGGCACAUGUGGGUCAGCUGGCAUGCUCAGGUGAGGCACAUGUGGGUCAGCUGGCAUGCUCAGGUGAGGCACAUGUGGGUCAGCUGGCAUGCUCAGGUGAGGCACAUGUGGGUCAGCUGGCAUGCUCAGGUGAGGCACAUGUGGGUCAGCUGGCAUGCUCAGGUGAGGCACAUGUGGGUCAGCUGGCAUGCUCAGGUGAGGCACAUGUGGGUCAGCUGGCAUGCUCAGGUGAGGCACAUGUGGGUCAGCUGGCAUGCUCAGGUGAGGCACAUGUGGGUCAGCUGGCAUGCUCAGGUGAGGCACAUGUGGGUCAGCUGGCAUGCUCAGGUGAGGCACAUGUGGGUCAGCUGGCAUGCUCAGGUGAGGCACAUGUGGGUCAGCUGGCAUGCUCAGGUGAGGCACAUGUGGGUCAGCUGGCAUGCUCAGGUGAGGCACAUGUGGGUCAGCUGGCAUGCUCAGGUGAGGCACAUGUGGGUCAGCUGGCAUGCUCAGGUGAGGCACAUGUGGGUCAGCUGGCAUGCUCAGGUGAGGCACAUGUGGGUCAGCUGGCAUGCUCAGGUGAGGCACAUGUGGGUCAGCUGGCAUGCUCAGGUGAGGCACAUGUGGGUCAGCUGGCAUGCUCAGGUGAGGCACAUGUGGGUCAGCUGGCAUGCUCAGGUGAGGCACAUGUGGGUCAGCUGGCAUGCUCAGGUGAGGCACAUGUGGGUCAGCUGGCAUGCUCAGGUGAGGCACAUGUGGGUCAGCUGGCAUGCUCAGGUGAGGCACAUGUGGGUCAGCUGGCAUGCUCAGGUGAGGCACAUGUGGGUCAGCUGGCAUGCUCAGGUGAGGCACAUGUGGGUCAGCUGGCAUGCUCAGGUGAGGCACAUGUGGGUCAGCUGGCAUGCUCAGGUGAGGCACAUGUGGGUCAGCUGGCAUGCUCAGGUGAGGCACAUGUGGGUCAGCUGGCAUGCUCAGGUGAGGCACAUGUGGGUCAGCUGGCAUGCUCAGGUGAGGCACAUGUGGGUCAGCUGGCAUGCUCAGGUGAGGCACAUGUGGGUCAGCUGGCAUGCUCAGGUGAGGCACAUGUGGGUCAGCUGGCAUGCUCAGGUGAGGCACAUGUGGGUCAGCUGGCAUGCUCAGGUGAGGCACAUGUGGGUCAGCUGGCAUGCUCAGGUGAGGCACAUGUGGGUCAGCUGGCAUGCUCAGGUGAGGCACAUGUGGGUCAGCUGGCAUGCUCAGGUGAGGCACAUGUGGGUCAGCUGGCAUGCUCAGGUGAGGCACAUGUGGGUCAGCUGGCAUGCUCAGGUGAGGCACAUGUGGGUCAGCUGGCAUGCUCAGGUGAGGCACAUGUGGGUCAGCUGGCAUGCUCAGGUGAGGCACAUGUGGGUCAGCUGGCAUGCUCAGGUGAGGCACAUGUGGGUCAGCUGGCAUGCUCAGGUGAGGCACAUGUGGGUCAGCUGGCAUGCUCAGGUGAGGCACAUGUGGGUCAGCUGGCAUGCUCAGGUGAGGCACAUGUGGGUCAGCUGGCAUGCUCAGGUGAGGCACAUGUGGGUCAGCUGGCAUGCUCAGGUGAGGCACAUGUGGGUCAGCUGGCAUGCUCAGGUGAGGCACAUGUGGGUCAGCUGGCAUGCUCAGGUGAGGCACAUGUGGGUCAGCUGGCAUGCUCAGGUGAGGCACAUGUGGGUCAGCUGGCAUGCUCAGGUGAGGCACAUGUGGGUCAGCUGGCAUGCUCAGGUGAGGCACAUGUGGGUCAGCUGGCAUGCUCAGGUGAGGCACAUGUGGGUCAGCUGGCAUGCUCAGGUGAGGCACAUGUGGGUCAGCUGGCAUGCUCAGGUGAGGCACAUGUGGGUCAGCUGGCAUGCUCAGGUGAGGCACUGUGGGUCAGCUGGCAUGCUCAGCUGGCAUGCUCAGGUGAGGCACAUGUGGGUCAGCUGGCAUGCUCAGGUGAGGCACAUGUGGGUCAGCUGGCAUGCUCAGGUGAGGCACAUGUGGGUCAGCUGGCAUGCUCAGGUGAGGCACAUGUGGGUCAGCUGGCAUGCUCAGGUGAGGCACAUGUGGGUCAGCUGGCAUGCUCAGGUGAGGCACAUGUGGGUCAGCUGGCAUGCUCAGGUGAGGCACAUGUGGGUCAGCUGGCAUGCUCAGGUGAGGCACAUGUGGGUCAGCUGGCAUGCUCAGGUGAGGCACAUGUGGGUCAGCUGGCAUGCUCAGGUGAGGCACAUGUGGGUCAGCUGGCAUGCUCAGGUGAGGCACAUGUGGGUCAGCUGGCAUGCUCAGGUGAGGCACAUGUGGGUCAGCUGGCAUGCUCAGGUGAGGCACAUGUGGGUCAGCUGGCAUGCUCAGGUGAGGCACAUGUGGGUCAGCUGGCAUGCUCAGGUGAGGCACAUGUGGGUCAGCUGGCAUGCUCAGGUGAGGCACAUGUGGGUCAGCUGGCAUGCUCAGCUGGCAUGCUCAGUGAGGCACAUGUGGGUCAGCUGGCAUGCUCAGGUGAGGCACAUGUGGGUCAGCUGGCAUGCUCAGGUGAGGCACAUGUGGGUCAGCUGGCAUGCUCAGGUGAGGCACAUGUGGGUCAGCUGGCAUUCUCAGGUGAGGCACAUGUGGGUCAGCUGGCAUGCUCAGGUGAGGCACAUGUGGGUCAGCUGGCAUGCUCAGGUGAGGCACAUGUGGGUCAGCUGGCAUGCUCAGGUGAGGCACAUGUGGGUCAGCUGGCAUGCUCAGGUGAGGCACAUGUGGGUCAGCUGGCAUGCUCAGGUGAGGCACAUGUGGGUCAGCUGGCAUGCUCAGGUGAGGCACAUGUGGGUCAGCUGGCAUGCUCAGGUGAGGCACAUGUGGGUCAGCUGGCAUGCUCAGGUGAGGCACAUGUGGGUCAGCUGGCAUGCUCAGGUGAGGCACAUGUGGGUCAGCUGGCAUGCUCAGGUGAGGCACAUGUGGGUCAGCUGGCAUGCUCAGGUGAGGCACAUGUGGGUCAGCUGGCAUGCUCAGGUGAGGCACAUGUGGGUCAGCUGGCAUGCUCAGGUGAGGCACAUGUGGGUCAGCUGGCAUGCUCAGGUGAGGCACAUGUGGGUCAGCUGGCAUGCUCAGGUGAGGCACAUGUGGGUCAGCUGGCAUGCUCAGGUGAGGCACAUGUGGGUCAGCUGGCAUGCUCAGGUGAGGCACAUGUGGGUCAGCUGGCAUGCUCAGGUGAGGCACAUGUGGGUCAGCUGGCAUGCUCAGGUGAGGCACAUGUGGGUCAGCUGGCAUGCUCAGGUGAGGCACAUGUGGGUCAGCUGGCAUGCUCAGGUGAGGCACAUGUGGGUCAGCUGGCAUGCUCAGGUGAGGCACAUGUGGGUCAGCUGGCAUGCUCAGGUGAGGCACAUGUGGGUCAGCUGGCAUGCUCAGGUGAGGCACAUGUGGGUCAGCUGGCAUGCUCAGGUGAGGCACAUGUGGGUCAGCUGGCAUGCUCAGGUGAGGCACAUGUGGGUCAGCUGGCAUGCUCAGGUGAGGCACAUGUGGGUCAGCUGGCAUGCUCAGGUGAGGCACAUGUGGGUCAGCUGGCAUGCUCAGGUGAGGCACAUGUGGGUCAGCUGGCAUGCUCAGGUGAGGCACAUGUGGGUCAGCUGGCAUGCUCAGGUGAGGCACAUGUGGGUCAGCUGGCAUGCUCAGGUGAGGCACAUGUGGGUCAGCUGGCAUGCUCAGGUGAGGCACAUGUGGGUCAGCUGGCAUGCUCAGGUGAGGCACAUGUGGGUCAGCUGGCAUGCUCAGGUGAGGCACAUGUGGGUCAGUUGGCAUGCUCAGGUGAGGCACAUGUGGGUCAGCUGGCAUGCUCAGGUGAGGCACAUGUGGGUCAGCUGGCAUGCUCAGGUGAGGCACAUGUGGGUCAGCUGGCAUGCUCAGGUGAGGCACAUGUGGGUCAGCUGGCAUGCUCAGGUGAGGCACAUGUGGGUCAGCUGGCAUGCUCAGGUGAGGCACAUGUGGGUCAGCUGGCAUGCUCAGGUGAGGCACAUGUGGGUCAGCUGGCAUGCUCAGGUGAGGCACAUGUGGGUCAGCUGGCAUGCUCAGGUGAGGCACAUGUGGGUCAGCUGGCAUGCUCAGGUGAGGCACAUGUGGGUCAGCUGGCAUGCUCAGGUGAGGCACAUGUGGGUCAGCUGGCAUGCUCAGGUGAGGCACAUGUGGGUCAGCUGGCAUGCUCAGGUGAGGCACAUGUGGGUCAGAUGGCAUGCUCAGGUGAGGCACAUGUGGGUCAGCUGGCAUGCUCAGGUGAGGCACAUGUGGGUCAGCUGGCAUGCUCAGGUGAGGCACAUGUGGGUCAGCUGGCAUGCUCAGUUUAA
This is a messenger RNA of Closterium sp. Yama58-4, 13425 nucleotides long. Lineage: Eukaryota; Viridiplantae; Streptophyta; Zygnematophyceae; Desmidiales; Closteriaceae. The record is from the annotation of a GenBank genome assembly.